Messenger RNA from Strongylus vulgaris, 330 nucleotides. NCBI's taxonomy places the organism in Eukaryota, Metazoa, Nematoda, Chromadorea, Rhabditida, Strongylidae. The record is from the annotation of a GenBank genome assembly.
UUACUUAAAAUUUUGGUUUUCGCUCCAGCAUUUUUGAAAACCAAAUUUAGCAUGAGCCCGAAUGUCAUAUCCGUUCCGGAGAGGGGGCCUUAUUGUAGGUAUCCGUCAUAUACGAUUGAUGACGAUGGUCAUUUUUUCAUAAUGUCACCCAAAGUUGUGCAACAAACUGAUAGACAACCUCUAGCUCGAAGAACUCUAGCAGAUCUGGUCCCUAAAACCUUACACUACAGUCAUCCCAAGGAAAUUGCUCCACCAAACCCAGAUCUACCACCACAAAUAAGAUAUGAGGCAUUGUUCAUCAAUAGAAGAGUUUAUGGCAUUGACAAAUAG